Messenger RNA from Babesia bigemina, 543 nucleotides. RefSeq lists its product as hypothetical. NCBI's taxonomy places the organism in Eukaryota, Apicomplexa, Aconoidasida, Piroplasmida, Babesiidae. The record is from RefSeq and is a predicted model, not a curated record. The coding region runs from base 1 to 543 and encodes 180 amino acids. The transcript has a single exon.
AUGGGGAAGUGUAUUUGUGGUAAUACAUGUCGAAUGGGCAAUUUUUGUGAUUGUUGUCCAUGGUGUUGUAAAACAUGUAAGAGUGACUAUUGCGGUGAAUGUUACGGAUAUUUCGUAACGCGACAAGCACGCCGGAGGUCUUACGACUGCGAGGAUUCAAAAUGUAAGAAACAAUGCGCAGGCAAUGAGAAAAACUGUAAAUGUGAAUGUUGUGUAAAGAAAUGUUCAGAGGAUGAUCCCGUCUGCAAGCAAAUUCCUCCCCCCCUUCCCCCCGGUCCACAGACUUCACAUACUUCCCCCGGUGCUGAGCCUCAGACCAGUGAACAACGUGGCACCAGCGAUCAAGAAAAUGCCAUCGACGUUCCUAAUCCAGAAGCCUCCACACCGUCCCCCCCUAACCCUCAAGCCAUCGCCGCCGUCAUCGUUGCCAUCAUCGUCGCCAUCAUCCUGCUCGACCUGUGCAUCUUCCGCUUCCCGGUGGGCCGCAACAUCCGCGAUUUCCUCGUACGCAAGAUACCCUUCUGCAUCGCGUUUUACAGCUGA